Meira miltonrushii is the source of this 423-nucleotide messenger RNA. Its product is annotated as L30e-like protein. Gene Ontology annotation, biological process: rRNA pseudouridine synthesis; snRNA pseudouridine synthesis. The record is from RefSeq and is a predicted model, not a curated record. The transcript has a single exon. Gene Ontology annotation, cellular component: box H/ACA snoRNP complex; nucleolus. The coding region runs from base 1 to 423 and encodes 140 amino acids. NCBI's taxonomy places the organism in Eukaryota, Fungi, Basidiomycota, Exobasidiomycetes, Exobasidiales, Brachybasidiaceae. Gene Ontology annotation, molecular function: box H/ACA snoRNA binding.
AUGGAUGGUGUUUCCGAUGUAGUCGCAAACCUCAACCCAAUCGCACACCCAUUAGCCGAACGUAAGCUGCAAAAGAAGCUAUUCAAAACCAUCAGAAAAGCUUCCAAAGAGAAGCACGUCAAACGUGGUGUCAAAGAAGUAGAAAAAGCAUUAAAGAAAGGCGCAAAAGGUCUUGUGAUCUUGGCCGGCGAUAUCUACCCAAUCGACAUUUACUGCCAUCUUCCCAUCUGUGCUGAAGAAGCGGGCAAUCCUUACGUUUUCGUUCCCAACAAAGAGAGCUUGGGUGAAGCUGCAGGUACAAAACGAGCAACGUCAUGCGUGAUGAUCGUUCCCGGCGAUAGCGCACGUUAUAGUGAGGAUUACGAAACUAUUCACAAGGAAGCUCAGACAUUGGUAGAAAAGCUUAUUCUAAAUCUGGCAUGA